This is a messenger RNA of Lacerta agilis (Sand lizard), 554 nucleotides long. RefSeq names its product ciliary neurotrophic factor receptor subunit alpha-like. The coding region runs from base 21 to 554 and encodes 177 amino acids. NCBI's taxonomy places the organism in Eukaryota, Metazoa, Chordata, Lepidosauria, Squamata, Lacertidae. The transcript has 4 exons. The record is from RefSeq and is a predicted model, not a curated record.
AGUUCUCCCUUGGGAUUGAGAUGGCUUACCCUGUGUCGGCAGCGUGUUACGUGGUGCUAGCUGCGGUGGUGGUCGUUUAUGCUCAGAGGCACAGCCAGCAGGAGUCCCACAUUCACUACGCACAGUUGGGGACGGACGUAGCGCUACAGUGUGGGUCUGUGGACAGGGACGCCGCGGUCACUUGGACGGCCAACAGUACCGACUUGGAUGCAUCCCAUCUCAACGGCUCCCGUCUCGUCCUCCGGAACGUGGACCUCUCCCACAGCGGGCAGUACUCCUGCUACGAGGGCUCCUCAUGGCAUCUCAAGUACCGGGUCAACCUCAAAGUAGGAAGUGAGUACAUGGCGCCGGGAAGUUCGUCCUCUUGCUCCUCUCUCUACCCCACCCCCUCUGCGUUUUGUAGCGACGCAGCAGCCCCUUUGCCACCGGCGUCAGCCGCUUCCCCUCGGAUCGAGAGCAGCCGCGUGGCCCUCCGUGAGCGCCCAGGGAAGCUCUCCUGGCCCCGCGUGGCACAAAUGGCCGAGCGGCCAAACCCGCCGCCUUUCGCGGGAUAG